Molecule: messenger RNA, 962 nt
Organism: Capsicum annuum
Lineage: Eukaryota; Viridiplantae; Streptophyta; Magnoliopsida; Solanales; Solanaceae
Product: PRKR-interacting protein 1
Exons: 2
Coding region: 270-797 (175 amino acids)
Biological process (GO): negative regulation of protein kinase activity
Cellular component (GO): nucleolus
Molecular function (GO): protein kinase inhibitor activity; double-stranded RNA binding; protein kinase binding
Source: RefSeq, a predicted model, not a curated record
UAAGUAAAAUAUUUGGAUAAGUUUAGGAACCAUCAGUAUAAUUGGCCUUUAAGGGGUUCAAAGUGUAUGUAUCUAAACUUUAGACCGCCAAGUCGCGUGUUGCAGAGAAUUUUAGGGAUAUUUUCCCAAAAAAAUUCGUCGGCGUCGAAGCGCCGGUACCCUAAGAAAGAGUUUUCUCAGUUCGCAACAGUUAACAUCCCCUAUAACCUAUUUAUGCUAUCCCAAAUACAAGAUUGAAAGUAAAUAUAACUCUUUUUGGGGCCGCGAAGAUGUCAUCGUCGGGUCGAUCAGCGGCCGUUGCUGCCGGAGAUUUACAGUUGGUCUCUGUGUCGGACAGGCAGGUAUCUGCCUUACCUCCUCGUCCUCCGGCUUCUUCUUCUUCCACUGCUCUUGUGGAAUACACGCCACCUGCUGCUAAUCCUGAAGAUGAGGAUCUCGAGAUCAAGCUUCGUCGUAUACUUGAAUGUGUGCCUGUACGGGUUAGCAAUACGUCUGGUAGUUCUGCCGGUUCUGGCUCUGGCGACUUUCAUCAGUAUCGGCAGAUGAGACGGAGAGAACAAGACCGACUUGCAAGGAUGGAUGUUGACUACCAGAAAAGGAAAGAAAUUGCUGAAUUCCACUUGAGGAGAGAAGAAAAAUUAAAAGCUGCGGAAGAGCGGACAGCAAAGAAACGUGCAAAGCGGCAAAAGAAAAAGCAGAGGAAGAAGGAGAAGAAGAGUAAUUCUGGUGCAGGCGGAGAAGAAAACCGUAGGGAAGAGUCAUCUGGUGAUGAUGAAGCUGACUCCGACAACAACUAAGAAGGGAGAGAUAAUUGGCUUCAAAUUUAGCAUUGUCGAGAUCCUUGGAUAAUAAGGAGCUUGCAUGUGCUAUGUGGUUCGAAAAUUUGUGACCGUGUAACAUAAGUAGCCUUGUGAACAACUUUUCAAAAUCCAAAAUGAUACUCCCAUUUUUUUUCUGUCUCA